This is a messenger RNA of Penicillium vulpinum, 1140 nucleotides long. RefSeq lists its product as uncharacterized. NCBI's taxonomy places the organism in Eukaryota, Fungi, Ascomycota, Eurotiomycetes, Eurotiales, Aspergillaceae. Gene Ontology annotation, biological process: siderophore biosynthetic process. The coding region runs from base 1 to 1140 and encodes 379 amino acids. The transcript has 3 exons. The record is from RefSeq and is a predicted model, not a curated record.
AUGCAUCUCUCUGGUUUAUUCGAAGAGACCCUGGCCCCUCUUCUUAGGACACUAGACAUACCUAACCCGAGUGAUGAUCGAUUGGUUGUUCCCUGUCUCGUUCAACAACUCCCGGCCAUUAAAACAUACUUUCCCAGUGCCGUGGUAGUCAAAACCACCAAGGAAUGCGCAGACGCGCAGACAUCCAUGCGUACCUUGACUAUCCGACCGGAGCUAGGGUUUCCAUAUCACAUCAAGCUCUCGUUGGCUUGUAAUAUCACCUCCGCACUACGGACAAUUACCCCAUGGAGUACGAUGGGCGGUCCAGUGUUCAGCGAACUACUCGAGCGAUUCCUUCCUCCAGACAUGUGGGUAUUCCGAGAGAUUGGCUCCAUCACAGGCAAUCAGCCGGAUUUUAACCAAGCCAAGCACUUUUCCUGUAUUCUCCGUGAUGAUCUAGAAAGAAAAGCCCAAGCAAAUGAUGAAACACUGGUCCUGGCUGCUGUAUUGGCACAACAUCCCCCAGAAACUAAUACUUCUUACGCUGAGAUCUUGUAUAAUUUGGAUGAUCUCCAGAAAAAGAAGAAUUGGUUCCGAAAAUAUACCGCAUGCUUGUUCAAACUUACAAUCCCACCCUUACUGGACUAUGGAAUUGCUCUUGAAGCGCAUGGCCAAAACCUCGUUGUGCGUAUCUGUCGCCAAACUGGGGACAUCAAGGGAUUUGCAGUACGUGAUUUUGGUGGGAUCCGAUUACACGUCCCGACGCUCCAAGAAUAUGGGGUGGGGCUGGACGCAAUUCCCUCGGGUAGCGCUGUUCUAACCAAUAGUUUACAUAAUGCGUGGUCCAAGGUGCAUCACUCCAUGUUACAAAAUCAUAUCGGGUUUUUAUUGAGUGCUUUGGGACUCGAACAGCAGGGAGGAUGGACGAUUGUACGGGAGGAACUCGCGAAUGUUCUCAACCCCGAUGAAAACAAACGGGGACUGAAACUCUACGAUUUCUUUGUGGCAGAUACCAUGCCCUUCAAGUGCUUCUUGAUGAUGCGAAUGGAGGGAAAGUACCGUGAUUAUGUGGAAAGAGAGCUGCCAAAUAUCGUGGCUAUGAAUUCUCCCCGAUGGAAGGAGAUUCUUAAAACCUAUCAGCCGCGAUUACAUCAUGCAUAG